This is a messenger RNA of Spea bombifrons (plains spadefoot toad), 2420 nucleotides long. RefSeq names its product SRY-box transcription factor 12 (gene SOX12). NCBI's taxonomy places the organism in Eukaryota, Metazoa, Chordata, Amphibia, Anura, Pelobatidae. The transcript has a single exon. Bases 805 to 1581 code for a protein of 258 amino acids. Gene Ontology annotation, molecular function: RNA polymerase II cis-regulatory region sequence-specific DNA binding; DNA-binding transcription factor activity, RNA polymerase II-specific. Gene Ontology annotation, biological process: anatomical structure morphogenesis; cell differentiation; negative regulation of transcription by RNA polymerase II. The record is from RefSeq and is a predicted model, not a curated record.
GAUUCUCGUGUUUCCGUUUAGUUCACGCGCGUCUGUGUGCUGCUUGCACGAUGAGUGCUGUGCGUGCCCCUUGGCCCAGUGCCACGCUGAUGGGACCCCCUGCAGGUGUCUGUGUGCCACGUGCCGGUGUCGGUCACACACGGUUGCACGCUGUCACACACACUCAUUGUCACACACGGUCCCGGGUUCGUGCUGUCUGAGAAGCUGCAGCUCUGCCCAGUCAGGGAGCCGGUGCAGCCUCAGACCCGCCCAGCAACCAAUAGCAGCAGAGAACGCGUGUGCUGGGGGGGCUGCAGGCAGACUGUGUUUACACCGACCCCUCCAGACUGAAGUGGGGAGACAGGCAGUGAGGCAGCGUCUGGGACACAGAGAGGAGAGGCAGAGCAGACAAAGGGAGCAGAAGCGUGAGCACCGGGAGGACAUUACCAGCUCUUGGGCACCAACUGGCACAGAGCCUCACACACCUGCACACUUACCCCUGACACUCAUCCAGCUACCCCCUGCUACCCUGUCUGUCCCUCCCCCUCCUUCAUUGCCUGGGGUUUUCUACCAUCCUCUUUCUACCCUGCUGCCCCCCACUGUAUCUUGCCCAGGCUGGUAUCAUUUUUGCCCUACUGGCACCUCCUGCCCAUCAGAAACAUACUGAAAUUGUCUGUCCUGUUGCCCCAUCUGUGCUCUGCUCCCUUGGUGCCCUGAUUUGCCCUUUGAGCCCACCACCUACCCCCCGGCGCUCGCUAACCUGUGUCUGGAGCUGGUGAGCACAGCAUGUUCCGAGUGUAGCUCAUCUGUCUCACAAGCUACACGAUGGUGCAACAGAAGACGGUGGUUGGCGCUCCAAAGUCAUCCGAUGCUGUCCCAGGAGGGCCAAGUUGGUGUAAGACCCCCAGCGGUCACAUAAAACGUCCGAUGAACGCCUUCAUGGUGUGGUCUCAGAUCGAACGGCGAAAACUGAUGUCUCUGUGUCCCAACAUGCACAACGCUGAGAUCUCUCGCAGUCUUGGCCAACGCUGGAAGUUACUGGAGGACACCGAUAAAAUUCCAUACGUGCGCGAGGCAGAGCGGCUCCGGCUCAAACACAUGGCUGACUACCCUAACUACAAAUACCGGCCCCGCAGACGCACCCGGGACCCAACGGCCAGGACCCGUGCCAGACUGCCUCGCGCCACCUCCAGAUGCCAGCCUGCUCCUUCGCCAUGCCAGUCGGAAGUGAAUUUGGGAACCAGCAUGCACUGGGGGGAGGCAAACCCCGGGUGGGGGGGGCACAGAGUUGGCCAAUCAGAAGAGACGCCGAAUCGGGAGUCAUCAGUACGCAGCCCCGAGGUGCCCCCCUACUCCCCUGCCCAGCCUGCCCAAGCCCACUCCUUGCCAUCGUCCCCAGAGCCAUUGGAGGAAGAAGAAGGUCUGGAAGAGAGUCUCCCUGGACUCUGCUCCGGGUCCCUGUGCGUCCCCUCGGACAGGGAGCUGCUCCCCCGCACCGGGUCCCAUUUCGAGUUUCCCGAUCACUGCACCCCAGAGGUGGUGGAAAUGAUCUCAGGGAACGGUCUUCUCGGCAGUGUGUCUGACCUUGUUUUCACCUACUGACCAAGACGAGACCCCCACAUGUCACGGAACAGCUCUGGCAGCAGGUAACACGGCGUGGACCUGUCUGCACUCCCCUCAGACUAAUAAGACGGGGUCACAGUGAAGCACUCUCUCUGCAGUCACUCCGAGGCAACUUUGCUGUUUGUUUGAGCUUCAGACUGUCUCUCAGAAGUCAGCACUCCUCAGGUGCUCCUCCACUGCUGUCUCUCUAGGCACUUUCACUGCUGUAAUCUCUCAGCGCACUCUCUGGCUGUCGGUCGGAGCUCUGUUACUCUUAUGCUAAUGAUAGCGCUCUCUCUCUGUCUCGUGCUCUCUCUGUGGCAGACACAUACCUACACACGUGAUGCAUGUCUCUGUGUCUGUUCACCCAAACCCAGAAUUUCUUGGGUCCGAUUUGUGAUUCUGGGGUCCAGUCGGACGCAGAAACCUCCGAGCCAGGAUCACAUGCAGCAGGUAAGAUCCGUACAUACGGUCCCAAUGCAUGCGCAUGUCUUAUUGCACGGCUUGCUGUCUGCCUCUCUCCUGCAAUACACCAAACUGCACCUUAUGUAACUCCGACCCCCACCCAGAAAUCCUCAGGACAAGCUGCAGUCUCUGUAUACAUCGCACACCUCAGGACUAAACCUCAGGACACCUCCCAGCAAAUAUUUCAGGGGCAACAACAUGUUAAAUAAAACCUCAGGACUAGACACUCGCUCCCCCACUUCACUCAAACCUCAGGAGCUCUCAGGAAGUCAGUGUGACCUCAGAUCCCUCCAUAUACCAACGGCUGACCUCAGAUCCCCCCGUAUACCAGCGGCUGACCUCAGAUCCCCCGUAUACCAGCGGCUGACCUCAGA